AUGGGGAAGUCUUUGGGCAACUUCCGGGCAACGUACCUCGUAGCUCUAUGCUGCAUCGGAUCGUUCCUCUUCGCAUACGAUACGGGAGUGGUUGGGGGUGUCCUUACUCUGGUAUCUUUCCAGAAGGACUUUGGCUUCGGUGCCGCGCAAAGAGCGACCGUGAGCUCCAAUGCGACAAGUCUGCUUCAAGCUGGAGCUUUCUUCUCCUGUUUCUUCGUGUGGCCAUUCACAGCCCGUUUUGGCCGUCGAUGGUCAAUUGUUCUAGCAUCCGUCAUUUUCAACAUCGGCGGUGUUAUCCAGGUCGUCAAUACGCAAUCGCUGGGAGCUUUUUAUGCAGCACGUGUGAUUAGUGGCAUCGGUGUUGGCAUGGCGACCGUCAUCAUCCCGAUGUAUAGUGCAGAAAUGGCGCCGAAGCAUAUCCGUGGUUCUCUUGGGUCGAUGUUCCAGUUCUUCUUUACGCUGGGGGUCAUGACAUCGUACUGGAUUGAUUAUGCCGUCGCGAAGCACGUGGGUCCAGUCACAAGGCAAUGGCAGAUCCCCAUUGGUCUUCAAUUGGUUCCCGGUGGCCUUCUUGGGCUUGGCAUGCUGCUCACCAAAGAGAGCACGAGGUGGCUAGCUAAGAAGGGCAAGAUCGAGCAGGCUCGGGAGUCGCUCAUUUGGGUGCGAGGAGGAAACAACACAGAGAUCAUGGCAGGUAUCCAUGAGGAAGAACGAGUAAAUGAAGGCUUCACUUGGAAGGAAGUCUUACUGCCCGCGAACCGUUUCCGCUUCGCUCUUGUGGUUAUGAUACAGAUUGGCGCUCAACUAACCGGCAACACAUCCCUGGCUUAUUUCGCGCCUCAGAUCUUCCAGGCCGUUGGUGCAGGCGACCAGGCACUUCUCAUCAGUGGCUUUUUCGGCGUCGUGAAAGUUGUCUCGUGCUUGUUCUUUCUUCUGUUCCUGAUUGAGAGAAUUGGACGCCGUGGGUCGCUUCUGGCUGGGGCUUUCCUCAUGGGGGCUUAUAUGCUGAUUAUUGCCUGCUUGACUGCCACGCAUCCUCCGAAGGCUGGUCAGGGGUGGACGAGCACUGGAGCUGCCUCUGUCGCUAUGGUGUACUUGGAAGCUAUGAGUUUCAACUGCUCGUGGGGUCCUGUCCCUUGGCUCUACAUGGGUGAGAUAUUCCCCACAAGACUACGUGAGGCCGGCGUUGCAGUCGGCACUGCUACCCAAUGGCUGUUCAACUUCGUAUUCUCCCAAAUCACCCCAUACGCAAUCAGGAAUAUCGGCUGGCGUACCUUCCUGAUGUUCAGCAUCUUCAACUGGUCGUUGGUGAUAUUUGCAUGGUUCGUCGUUAAAGAGACCAAGGGAAAGUCUCUGGAGGAGAUGGAAGAAGGUGGCAAAGUGUUUGGAUCAAGCGCCACCGCCAUUGACUUCGAGGCAGUUCAUCGCAAGGCGCAUCAAGAAGUUGAGAGAGCGCGUGCUGAGCACUCUGGGGAGGUUGGCGAUCAGGAGCUCUGA
Messenger RNA from Pseudomassariella vexata, 1497 nucleotides. RefSeq names its product quinate permease. Lineage: Eukaryota; Fungi; Ascomycota; Sordariomycetes; Amphisphaeriales; Pseudomassariaceae. The record is from RefSeq and is a predicted model, not a curated record. The coding region runs from base 1 to 1497 and encodes 498 amino acids. Gene Ontology annotation, molecular function: carbohydrate:proton symporter activity. The transcript is spliced from 11 exons. Gene Ontology annotation, biological process: carbohydrate transport; transmembrane transport. Gene Ontology annotation, cellular component: membrane.